AUGGCUACAACACUUGACAUAGCGGAUUGGUGCUCCAUUCAUUUCUUUUACCCUCGCAACCCGAAUUUUAUCCAAAUGCUCAAGCUUGUCGACGGUAAAAUAUCCCUUCAUAUCAACGGUACUUGUCCACUGUGCAGAUCAGAAAGAAUGGGAAAAGUUCCAGGGGUGGGUGAAUUGACUUUAGCCUCUGCAUUUUGUAAAAUGGAAAUGGCUACUGUUUCUCCAAAGACCCAUGGCCGAGAGAACACGUUAUCAUCACCGCUUUCAUCUCCCAACAAACGGAGUGCACUGUGUUUCCAGUUGAACAAGGCUCCAAGCGCCCCAGUCAGAAGCACCUGCACUCUCUUUGACCCCAAUAUUAAGCAUCCCUGUCAGGAUUGGCUGAGCUCUUUAGAUGAAUAUGGCAAUCUUAGAUUCUGUGGAUCAGAAGCAAAAAAUAUGCAAACCCCCACCGCAUCCAGGAUCUGA
Sclerotinia sclerotiorum 1980 UF-70 is the source of this 468-nucleotide messenger RNA. RefSeq lists its product with no specific name. The transcript has 5 exons. The record is from RefSeq and is a predicted model, not a curated record. NCBI's taxonomy places the organism in Eukaryota, Fungi, Ascomycota, Leotiomycetes, Helotiales, Sclerotiniaceae. Bases 1 to 468 code for a protein of 155 amino acids.